Messenger RNA from Austrofundulus limnaeus, 5067 nucleotides. RefSeq names its product zinc finger protein 385A (gene znf385a). Lineage: Eukaryota; Metazoa; Chordata; Actinopteri; Cyprinodontiformes; Rivulidae. The transcript has 7 exons. Bases 634 to 1938 code for a protein of 434 amino acids. The record is from RefSeq and is a predicted model, not a curated record. Gene Ontology annotation, molecular function: nucleic acid binding; zinc ion binding. Gene Ontology annotation, cellular component: nucleus.
CAUGCCUGAGAUACUUAUAUUAUAUGUCAUAAAUAACAGAAUGCAUAAGCAAAGCCCUGCAGUUAAAAUAUAAAAUACAUUUUCUGUUUUACCCAUCUUACAAAUCUACUGUGUGCAGGUCUUCUAGGAUGAAGUCAGUAUUGUAUUUGACAGAAGGAACUAUUCAGGAGGAGAAAAAAAUGUUCCGGCAGCUGCUGAUGACAUUUUAUAUUGCGAGUUUAAAGAAUCUUGGGACUCUAGUAGAGGGACAGUUGGACACACAAUCCUGGGUAGAUCAAGUAUGCACAAAGAGAAGGGAAGAGAGCACAAGAUACAGAGAGAAAGGGGAGGAGAAAACUGGGAAGCAGCGAAAGGGGAAAAACAGUGAAGUGUGAGGCAGAGAGAGAGGAAAAAGCAUUUUGAGAGGCUCAGAAAGAGGAGGCUGAAGGAGAGACACGGGCACUUGAUGAGUCAUGUGGCGAGAAUAAAAUAAGGAAAUUCAGCUGUAGCAUCUUGAAAAGGAGCCGGCAGUACUAAACCAAGGGAGGGGGGCAAAAGUCCUGGCUGGCAAUGCAACACUAGGCACAAGCCCUACUUUUUGUGUGUGUGUGUGUGUGUGUGUGAGUUUGUCUGCAAUUAGGUUUGACAAGCCGAAUGAGUGAGGAAGGUGCAGCACACAUGCUCAGUCUCACACAUGCUGAGACCAAAACACUGAACUUGACUGGUUGUACUCAAACUGGAGGACAAAUGCAGCUUCAGGGUGACACCGACACAGAUGAGAAGAGGAUGGACCCGGUGCAGAAGGCUGUGAUCAACCACACCUUCGGAGUUCCACUGGUCAAGACAAAGCGGCCGAUUAUCUCUUGUAACGUCUGCCAGAUUCGCUUCAACUCAGAGAGCCAGGCAGAGGCCCAUUACAAGGGGAACCGCCACGCUAGGAGAGUUAAAGGCAUCGAGACCUCCAAGAGUCGUCCUCAGGAGGGAGACAAGGCACAUACCAUACCCCCCACUUCGUCUCCGUCUCCACCUGGAGCCCCUGGCACAGUCCCAGACUGUGAGCCUGGCAAAGCAGACGAACCACGGCCUCUGUCACAGUUAAAUGAGGCCUUAUUAGCUCCAGGACCCCUUCCGUCACUACCAACACCACCCACCCCACCCAUGGACUCCCCCGUCCCCUCAGUGUGCCCUCUCCUUCCUACCCCGACUCCCUCUCUGGUCCCCCCAACCUCCUCCUCCCCAGGCUGCGGCAGCACCAUCAGUCCAGAGCAGCCCGGAUCUGGACCGCAGGUUUCAGGAGCCGCCGGAGCCUCGGCCUCCAGCAGCCCGUCCCACCCAGAGACCGAGGAGGACAAGGCCAAGAAGCUGCUGUACUGCUCGCUGUGCAAGGUGGCUGUCAACUCCCUGUCACAACUAGAGGCCCACAACAAAGGUACUAAACACAAAACUAUCCUGGAGGCGCGGAGCGGGCUGGGCCCCAUCAAGGCAUACCCUCGUCUGGGUCCAAAGCCUAGUGGAGAGCAGGGAGGGGGGCCAGUGGACCCCAACACUCAGGAACGAACCUUCCACUGUGAGAUCUGCAACGUGCGGGUCAACUCAGAACUGCAACUCAAACAGCACAUAUCAAGUCGAAGACAUCGGGAUGGCAUGGCAGGAAAACCUAACCCCCUCCUCAGCCGACACAAGAAGCACAGGGGAGCUGAUCUGACGUCUUCUCUGACCUUCUCCAAGGAUCUCACCAAAGCUCUGGGUGCGGGGCUCUUGCCCAGCCCGUUGGCCGUUGCGGCAGCGAUGGCGGCCGCAGCRACCUCGAACCCGCUGGCUCUGCGUGCAGCGGCGCCCGCUCCCCACCCGCACCCUCACCACCUCUUGCAAGGUCCGCCUCUCAGCCACGCUAUCCUGAGACCUGCUCCUGGGCCAAUCCGCACUGCCCACGGGCCAAUCCUCUUCUCUCCUUACUGACGCAUCGUCCUGUUUCUCCAGCCAGUCAGGAAGCUUCUACUCCAAAAAAAGCACACUGUGAAGCUACAAAAGUGAUCAGCGAAAAGCAACUGAUAAGUGGGGGGCAAAAAAUAAAUCUAAUAAUUUUAACAUCAAACCAAUAGAAUAGCAAAGGAAAGGAAUGGUGUAACGGAGUAUUGUGUCUUUUUUUUCCCUUUACCUGAGAAUCUCCAUUCACUCGACCUUUUGUUUCAAAAGACUUGAUGGAUCAGUAAAUGGAAUUAGAGAAGAAAAAUUCAUCAUGCAUUGGACUCUCUUGUACAUUUUUCAUCUCUUCCCGGUUCCUUCCUUGCACUUUGGCCAUAUUGUGGUCACCUCAGUAUACAAAAAAAAAAAAAAAAAAAAAAAAAAAAAAACAUGCAGAUCUUUCUAGAAACUUCAAACCUUGCAUAGUGUUACAUAAUUAUUCUGGGGAGUGGGGUGGGGGUGGUAGGUUCCCCUGUUGUCACGGCUCAACGUGUUCUUCUCAUCCUAUGCACCUCAGAACAACAAAACUUAAAAUAAGGAACAAAAACAAGACAAUAAUGUUAUGUCAGUAGGGUAGCUGCUUCCACUGGUCUUUGCUGUAUGCACCUCAUGUAGCCAUGGCCGCCUCCAAAGUACUGUAUACGUCUCGCUCUGCAGUCAGCAGCUCUUCAGUUUGUGGCGCUAUAGGCCCUCGCUAGAUGCAACAUGACUUUUGCUGACAGGCAGGUGGUACUCACAUCCGAACGUGUCUGUUUGAGCUCAGAAAAAAAAGGGUGGGGGGCUUUGAUCCGGGGGGUGGUGAGGAUGGUUGCACUCCCCUCUGUCAUUCCCUGGGGAGGUGAUGGGAGAGGAGGGCUGGCACAGGAUGGAUUGACCACAGGCAGCAUGCAGACGUACUAAGUUCUGAACAAAUCUGCGUUUUAAAAUAGAUGCCAACAAAAACUGCUAYGGGGCACAUCUGCCAGCUUUCAUAACAGUCAGAGAAAGACCUCAGCAAAGGCGAAAGUAGACACCAGAAGUCACACAUUGUUACGUGCUGUGCUGCUGUGUUUUAUACAUGAUUUUAAUGUUCCACUUAGACAGAGUUCAAUGGAGAAAAACAGCUAUGGUAUUUUGAAAUACUGCAUUAGAGAGAGCAAUUUCGRUAUUUCCGCCCGUGGUCUUUGUUCUCAGGCUGAGUUAACACGUAGGUGAGCAGGUGCGACUGAAACGUGACCCUAUGUUCUGAUGUAUUUUGUGUUGUUUCUGCAUGCAUCCUUGCAAUGAGRAUUUUUUUCAGGGACGAGCUUUCACAACACUGAGUUGACCCCCCACCCCUUUCAUUCCUUGUGCAGUCCUCCUACUCUUCACCUCGCUGAUGUCCAAAGGUUUGUUCGURCUCGGUUUUUAGAGAAAGUGUGUUGCGGGAAGAGCUGAAAGGGAGCAAGGUGAAAAGCAAACAUACUCUGAGAAAUGAGCUUGAGUCGGAGUGACAACCGAGCCAGAAACCAAGGGGAGCUGCGGAGAGCGGAGACGCCCAGCUCGAGGCAACCUAUUGAUACUUCCUGUCUUAUAACUGAAAGCCAUGAAAYGCACCAUGAUUUGUUUUCCUUUGCAAAGACUGGUGAGCACUUUGUUCUUAUUUUGGUUUGGACUGUUGAUUUGUGUUCUUUUCGCACAUUUAACAAAAAUAAAGAAAUGAGCAAAACACAUCAAAACUAUUUUUGUAGGUAGGAAAUGUUAAUAACCUCAUUCAUGAAGGGAACCGAAGAAAGGCAGUACACUUCUUAUAAGUAAGCUACAUAGACUGAUAACCAGUGGGGAGCCACAAAGCUAACCAAGUAACGGCUGACUCGUUUUGCUCGACAGUGUGAAACUAACACCCCUUUUUUGAACACGAUGUACACUGUGCCCUUUCAUGGAGAAGCAAUGAGCUCUAAUGUCUUACCUUCGUCUGAAUAUUGCAAUGCAAUGAGCAAUUUUUAUCAAAGUGACUUGUUUUCAUUGUGACAUUGUUGUCUGGAGUCGUGUGUAWACUGGGAGCAUGCCAGCUGACAGAGUUUUCUUUUCUUCCAUGAGGAGUUCAGGUCCUCUGUAGGUAGAUUAGGUACAGAGGAACUGCUUGGCACGGGGACCGACCCUUCAUAUUAAAGGGCCUUCUUAUUGAGGGAUUCUCUGCUUUGGGAACAGGGUACAUCACCAGAAACCAAGGGACUACAACCAGAUGACGUUGAUGCCGUUUUUGUUGUUGUUUUUUUUAUUUAGAUUAUCUGAGUUGCAUUAUUAUUAUUAUUAUUUUGUUUGUUUGUUUGUGAGAAAUGUGUCGAAGUGAAAACCCAGAGGAACAUUAUCAAUGCCAUUACUUAAAGAAAAAGCUGGCUUAGUGUCAGCUUCCACCAUUGUGCUCUUUUUUUUCUGUUUGAUGCUGUUGUGAAAAGUGAUCUUCCGAGUUCAUUUAGUGAGUGAGACACUCUUCCAGAAUUAGUGCUUGCCUUCUUUUUGGCGUGUACCACUCUAGUGUGUCCUGGGAUUUGCCCUUUGACUCCCCCACCCCAAACAACACCCCAAUGAGAGGCAACCUGAAUCCAUUAAAUAAAAGUGUCCCAUCAUGUUUGGGUUUGGUGGUGAAUCAAUCAAUAACCAAGAGUUUAAUCAAAAUAGAUUGGUCAAUAACCCAGCCUCAACAAAGCAUCCGUUUGAUUGGUCAGUUGCGUAGCACCACUGAUAAGUUCAAAAUGUUGAUUCAUCCUCAUUGUUCAAAUUUGGGAAGUAAAUAUCAGAUUUUCAGGACCUCUGUUAGCUACGUUUAGGCUUCUGCAGCCUUAGCCUUAUUCUGCCCUCAUUCUCUCUCAGAGCCGAGAGAGAGAGAUGAUGAGGCUACAGUGUGAUUAUGUCUUGCCAACAAAGUUAUUUUUGAACUUCAUUGUCAGAGGGGUAAAGAGUUUGUAUGGCGAAUUGUAGCAAUACCUGACUCAUUCUGGCUACUCUUGUUUAUUGCAAUAAGAAAAUGAACUAAUAAAUGUGUAUGUGAGUAAAACAUUAAUGUAAUUUAAAUGAAAAAAAUGAUACUUUAUGGUAAAUACUAUUGGUAUCAAGCAAAUCAUGAUGGAAAAAAAGUUAAUGUCAAUAAAUCAUUAAAUGGCA